UUCAUCAAGGGUUAAGUUUAGUGUCACGUAACUAUGGAGACAGCAUGUGACUUCCUGGCUGUAGCGGAUCAGGUCUGCAUUAGAUAACCCGAUGAAAUCCUAUUUCUGACCUUACCUGCUGCAGUUGAAAUCCUCCCUGACUCAGACUCUGUCAUGGGAGGUGAUCUGAGGAAGCUUGAGGACAGCAGGACUGAUGGUGUGUCAGACUCCUCCACCUGGAGCUGACUGCCUGGUGGAGAGCGUUUGAAAGGCCCCCAUGGCUUUCUCAUCAGAUCCCUCCCGCAGGGAAAAGGGCCAAGCGACACAAGUUUCGCACACAGCAACACGCAAUCUCCUACGAAAGAAGGAGCAGCGUCGCCGUGGAAUCCGAUCCUCCUCGCCUAUGGGUCGGGUCAUCCUCAUCAACUCUCCAGUGGAUGGCGGAGAUGAUUGUGAAGACCUCCACACCGUCACGGUGGAUAAGAGUUUGGACGGGAAGCUUGGCUUCAGUGUGCGCGGGGGCUCUGAGCAUGGCCUCAGCAUCUUUGUCAGUAAAGUGGAGGACAACAGCACUGCAGAGGAGGCAGGUCUGCAGGUCGGAGAUAAGCUGGUAGAGGUGAACGGAAUCAGCCUGGAAAGUAUCACCAUGAGCAGUGCCGUGAAGGUCCUGACAGGCAACAACAGGCUGAGGAUGGUGGUGAGACGAGUUGGGAAAGUUCCCGGCAUCCGUUACUCCAAGGAGAAGACCACCUGGGUGGAUCUGAUACAUAGGCGGAUGGUGGUGGAGGAGAGCGGAAAAACCCCUUCAGAAGCCAGUUCUGACAGCGCUCUGCAAAGGAUAGUCCACCUUUACACCACGUCUGAUGAUUACUGCCUCGGGUUCAACAUACGGGGGGGCAAGGAGUUUGGUCUGGGCAUCUACGUCUCCAAACUGGAUCCAGGUGGUCUGGCCGAGCAGAAUGGGAUUAAGAUCGGAGACCAGAUCCUGGCUGCUAAUGGAGUAAGCUUUCAGGAAAUCAGCCAUAGCAGCGCUGUGGAGGUGCUGAAGAGCCACACACACAUCAUGCUCACCAUUAAGGAAGCAGGACGGUACCCUGCCUAUAAAGAAAUGAUAGCAGAAUACAGGUGGUUGAAUAAAUUGGCCAACGGUGCUCAGCCAUCUUCCUACCAGGCUUCAGACUCGAACUCCUCAACCUCCUCUCUGUCAUCCGGGACCCCGGUCAGCUCUCUGAGCGGCCUGUCUCAGGUCAUGUUCCCUCCCAGCCUGCCGUUUGGUUCAGACAUGGUGGAUGUUUGCAUCUCCACAGAGGACCUACGGGCAGAGUCAGAACUAACAGAGACCGCCAUCCAGACGGAUUUUUCCUCUCAGCGAAUGGAGUCAGACACCACUCGCAGUCUGGGACCGACCACGCUUCUCAGAGACACGGCGAUCCGUGGAGAGGAGAGCAGGAGGUGGAAGGAGUCUGCCAAAACAGCCGUGCUCCUGGCGCUCAGCAGACCAAGUCGACCAAUCACCAGGUCGCAGAGCCAAGUCACCAUAGCAGAGAUUAAUCAGAAGAAAGACAAGAAGAAGCAGAAAGAAAAGCAGUCAAAGGAGAGAAACACUCUGCAGCGCUCAAAGACCUUUGUUAACCUGCUGUUUAAAGGAGGACGCAAGAGAGACGCUUCUAGUGGACGCUCCAAAUCACCAUGCAGAGAAGGCAAAGCAGGACAAGAUGUCGGCGCGAUGCCAAACUCAGAGAUGCUCGGUGUGGUGGAGGACAUCGCCCGCAGGCUGCUCAGCGAAGAGGAGGUGGCUGCUGUGAUGACGGCGUGCCAAAGGUAUGUAGCAGAGAGGUCAGUGGAGAACUUGAUCCACCACCUGCUGGCUGUGCUGGAUCGACCCGAAAAGCUUCUGCUUUUGAGGGAAGUCAGACUCGUGCUUCCACCAUCUGAUCUGAGUGUUUUCAACAGCAUGGUGGUCAAUGUUGAAGCAGAAGCCUACGAUAUCCUCAAAUAUCGAUCAGUCAGAACUCCUCCUCUUCGCUCCCCAAUAUCUGGUAGAGCCCCCAAACGGCGCCUCAUCACACCCAUCCCAGAUUAUAGAGGAGGCUUUGAGCUGCACAGUGCGGAGGAGGUGGAAAAGGAGAGCCACCUGCUGGAGGAGCUGGAGAAGCUCAGCCUGACUGGCUCACAGGGAUCCAGGGGUAAAACAAGGACCACCAGUCCUUUCUCACAUCUGCUGGACAUUCCUGUGGAUGGAUAUAAGCCUGAGCCAAGGGAGCCCAGAUCCCAAUCUGCAGGUCCCUUGCUCCCUAAUUGGCUGCUCACCCACAGCAGUGACUCCCCUCCACCUCCCCUCCGUACAGACAUCCAUACUAUUCGCUCCGUCCACUUUGAUGAGUCUUCUCUGCGCUCCUCAUCAGACAAGAACGAGACAAACCCUGAGAGGGGAAGGACUUUCUUCAGAAACAUCCAUUCACAGGGCAGGACUGAGAAAAAUGCAGAAAGGAGUAAGAAUGGAAUAUUCACUCUGCAGAGUGCAAACCGUAGGAUUCGACCCUCGCUGUCGCAGGUGUUUGAUACGAAUCAGGACCAGCAGAUCAACGGCCACCGGACUUCCUCAGAUGACACCGAUCAGGAGCAUCAACUGAAAACUGUCAGCAUCUCUAAAGCUAAACAGUCUUUAGGAAUCAGCAUUUCUGGAGGGAUUGAGUCAAAGAUUCAGCCGAUGGUGAAGAUCGAGAAGAUCUUUCCUGGAGGAGCCGCCUCCAUGUGUGACGCUCUCAAGGCUGGAUUUGAACUGGUGUCUGUGGACGGCGUUUCCCUUCAAGGAAUGACUCACCUGCACGCCGUGGACAUCAUUCGCAAAGCCUUCAGCAACAAGGCCAAAGACCCCAUGGUGUUUGUGGUCAAGGUUCCCAAAAACCUUUUAAAAGACAAGCCUUAAGAUAAAAAAACUGAGGGUUGGGUUGCCGCUGGGUUGGGAAACAAACAACUU
Messenger RNA from Cyprinodon tularosa, 2959 nucleotides. Its product is annotated as PDZ domain-containing protein 7-like. Bases 257 to 2908 code for a protein of 883 amino acids. The transcript has 17 exons. Gene Ontology annotation, cellular component: stereocilia ankle link complex; plasma membrane; cilium. The record is from RefSeq and is a predicted model, not a curated record. Gene Ontology annotation, molecular function: protein binding. Gene Ontology annotation, biological process: sensory perception of sound; auditory receptor cell stereocilium organization. Lineage: Eukaryota; Metazoa; Chordata; Actinopteri; Cyprinodontiformes; Cyprinodontidae.